AUGUCCCAGAAGGCUGCUGAGAGAAAUUCAACAUCAGGUUCAACAUCCAAUAAUGCUGACCUGAGUUGGAAGAUUGAUGAUAUGGCCGAGAGCUCUAGUACCAUCAACAUGCCGAUUUCGAAUACUGUCGACCCCUCUUCGUGGGACGAACAACAUACAAUUUCCAAAUACAGCAAUUUCAAAGGUUCUGGUGAAUCAAUCGAUGCCCUCGAGGCUAUGAAGGAAGUCUUGGAAAUAAUUUUGCAGAAUGAUAUUCAAGGUCCACAAUUAUUUCGCCUUAAUAGCGAAUUUAGCUUGGAACUUGGAAAAGGCACUCAAUUCAGAGUAACAGGUGCAUCAAAAGAAUUUCGAUCAAAGCUCAAGCGUGCUCGGAAGCUCGAUAAUGUAGAGCUCUCUCAAGAAAAAGCCAUUCUUUGGGAUACGCUAGAUACACUGGCCAACUCUGUUGUAAAGCGAGCACUAUGGACUCCAGAUCUGACCAAUCGUCGAUUUCUUUCUGAAGCUCAUGGUGAAAAUCUUUCAAAACAGGAUAUGGCGAGAGAACUGGAGAGCCAGCUUCGUUCGGCUAAAAAAGAAAUUGAUAAGCUUUGCAAUAAAUCAUAUAGAGAGCAUCCUAACAUAGUUCGAUUGUGGGGAUGGGGACUCUGCUUGGAUACCUUUGAAGCUAACACGACUCUUAAUACGCGAAUACCUUUGCUUGUAAUGGAGAAGGCCACCUGUGAUCUCGCAGACUUCUUGGCGAGCUCAAACUAUGCUAAGAUAUCAUUCGAAAGUCUCAGUAAGAUUUGUAGCGAUAUAGGAACUGGACUGGGAGCUCUACACGCUGGCAAUGUCACUCACGGAGACAUGAAGCCCGAAAAUGUUCUGUUGUUUGUUAAUGACUCAUUGAUACAAUCAGAAGUGGCCUGGACAGCAAAGUUAUGCGACUUUGGCAAUGCCGAGUCAAAAUCAUGGCAAAGAUCAACCGUCAUUGAUAGUCUUGAUGCAUCGCGGAUGUACUCCCCAAAGACAAAAGCAUCCGAGCAUUUUGCAUACGCAGGAACCCCAGGCUGGAUUCCUCCAGAAGCAUACCCCGAGAAAGGUUCCUUCAAGACCUUUGAUUUUGAAAACUUGAAGCGUUGCGAUAUCUAUGUCUAUGGACUUAUUUUGUGGCGCAUGUUUCAAAAUGACAAUGAACGAGGCGAUUACGAUAACGGAAGUAAGAAGCGCAAACCGAAUCGCAGACACUUGGUUGACGGAGAAAAGAUAACCCAGUAUCUACCUCCAUAUGAUCUGGCAUACAAGGAUGCAGCCAAAGCCAUCAAAAAAGCAACGGAUGUCGGGAAAAUACCUACAUCGAACGACAUGUGGCGGAUGCUCCGGGUUGUUAGGGCAGCGCUGCAGCCGAUACCUAGAUACCGAGACUCCCGUCCCUGGAAGUUUUUCGACACGAUAUACUAUUCGAGCAUUCGAUCCUUCCAGGAAAAUCCAAUGCGAGAUGAAGUUAGAAGUGAGACAUACGAAAUAUUUUACAGAAAUGUUAGGCACAAUCGUGAUAUAGUCUCUGAUUUGAGUCUCAGAACAUCACGUCGGCUGUGGGAGACACGUUUCUUCUCGGAUUUGCCAGGUCCAAUUCUAUCGAUUUACACCUAUAUCAGACUGAGACUUCCAUCUUCAAUCGAAAAGCCGCCACGCCAGAAAGCUUUCGAAAACUUGUACGCCGUCGCCUCAUCCAAGCUUUCACUCAAUUGGAGCUUAGGAGACAUUUCACAAUUGGAUCAUGCAGGAGCAAGUUGCUACUCUUUCGCAGAGCUAUCCUUAGAACUUGAGCAUAUGUCUGGAUGGUGGGAUACUAGAAAUUUUGGUUCAGAAGAUUCCCAUAAACUUUACGCGCUCGCUCGACUGCGUAGUAGAUUCAAGGACUGCUGUUGGCAAAGCUGGACCACAAGUUCUGGGGAUUUCAAUACAGUAGCGCGACUUUUAUGCUUUACAAAACCUACAGUGGUUAACCCCAGACUUGGAAUACGUCACUAUUCAAGCUGGUUAGGAUCUUCUAUCAGAAAUGAUUUUUCUGCCCUUGCAUGGCUGUGUAGGGGGGAGGUCGGUGAGCGGGAAUUGAGAGAGAUAGCCAACUCAGAAGUCUAUUCAUCCCGUCUUUGGCUGUAG
Molecule: messenger RNA, 2145 nt
Organism: Botrytis sinoallii
Lineage: Eukaryota; Fungi; Ascomycota; Leotiomycetes; Helotiales; Sclerotiniaceae
Exons: 1
Coding region: 1-2145 (714 amino acids)
Biological process (GO): protein phosphorylation
Molecular function (GO): ATP binding; protein kinase activity
Source: RefSeq, a predicted model, not a curated record